AUGACGAUCUGUCGGAGCUGGCGGUUCGUCGUCGACGAUAUCGUCGGCGACUGUCGGCAGGAGAUCGCCGACCGGUCGGCUCGGGGGUUUAACGCUCCAACACUGACAAGUCUGCAGCUGGUGGUAAGGGUAAAGGACCAGCCGGAUAUGACCUCGCUGAAGGCGCCGACCGCUGAGACGGACACCGACAUCCGACUGGUCGCGGACAGUUGCCACGCCCUGCAGACAGCCGACCUGCGCGGCUUCAAGCUGGAAGCCUCUGCCCUGCGCCGGCUGGCGCGUGCGAACGCCUCCAGUCUGCGUGAGCUGACGCUGCCGGCCGGCAUCAGCGACUGGCAGCUGGAGGCGCUACUGAAGCCACUGAAGGCUUUGGAGACACUAAAUCUGAGCCUACCCGUGGACAGCACCGGCAAGUGGCUGUGGCUGCUGCCCAAGUCGCUGAAGAGACUGGACAUCACUGGUAAGACCGCCGUGCGGUACCAGAUCACAUCGUGAUG
Amphibalanus amphitrite is the source of this 497-nucleotide messenger RNA. RefSeq lists its product as uncharacterized. NCBI's taxonomy places the organism in Eukaryota, Metazoa, Arthropoda, Thecostraca, Balanomorpha, Balanidae. The record is from RefSeq and is a predicted model, not a curated record. The transcript has 3 exons. The coding region runs from base 1 to 495 and encodes 164 amino acids.